AUGCUUGCCGUACCAUUUUGGCAGUUCAGCGAAGUAAACACCUAUGAUGAAAGAAUAGAUAGCCAGUUACUGUCAAUUCUCAAAUACAUGCACUGUUCCACCAUCACCAAACCCCAAUCUACUGUCCCCAUCAUUCCGCAUCAGCAUACAUUCUCGCAAGUCAACUUCCUACCUGUGGCUAUGGAAUCAGUAAAUGAUACUGAAGGCGCGGCGUAUCGCCAAUUCCUCCCUGAUCUUUCUACGCCGAGGUUCACCACUAUGAAGAAACAAGAUGCCCAUGAAUACGCUGAAGCUUUCAAGAGCGAGGGAAACCCACCUUGGCUCCACGGCUUGUACAAACACUGGAUCAGUUUACUUGAGGACCCUUUCAAGGGCGUUACCAGCGACGGCUAUGUUAGGCCGGGUCUCUUCAACCUACAAGAUGAAGGAAUUCCAAUUCAUGGCAUUACCAACGCUGCCAAUGCCGUUAUUGGAGCAUCAACCAAGGAUCAGGUCCACCGAAUGAUGCUUCAUAUUGAUUCACCUGAAUGGCGAACUUGGUCGAAUCCAGAGUUUCUCCUAAGCGAUAAGGGAAUUCGGUUAGAUCAAGUCAGCAACGAUCUUCGCGAUCGAGUCAUGAAGGUUCUACAAGCAACGCUAUCAACCAACGGAUAUAAGAAAGCAGUCAGCGCCAUGAGAAUCAAUGGAUUCCUUGGGGACUUGGUCGAAUCGCCAGCGACAAUGAACGAAUUCUCUUACAACUUUGUCCUCUUUGGUAAACCUUCAACAGACAGACCUUGGGGCUUCUCUUUCUAUGGACAUCACCUUUGCCUUAGUAUCUUCCUAUACAAGACCCAAAUUGUUAUAUCACCUUGGUUCACCGGUGCUGAACCAAACGUAAUCGACCAUGGCAGCUACAAGGGGACUAGAAUUUUAUACGUCGAGGAAAAGCUAGGUCUGGAGUUGAUGCAAAGUCUCGACGCAGCGAAACAAAGUCAAGCUCAAAUCUACAAAGACAUGCAUGAUGACGAGAUGCCUGACGGUUGGUGUAACCACGACGAUCAAAGGCAUCUUUGUGGUGCAUAUCGAGAUAAUCGUGUUAUACCUUAUGAAGGGAUUGUAGUUUCUGAUAUGAACGAUGUAUAA
This is a messenger RNA of Fusarium pseudograminearum CS3096, 1125 nucleotides long. RefSeq lists its product as uncharacterized. The transcript is spliced from 2 exons. Bases 1 to 1125 code for a protein of 374 amino acids. NCBI's taxonomy places the organism in Eukaryota, Fungi, Ascomycota, Sordariomycetes, Hypocreales, Nectriaceae. The record is from RefSeq and is a predicted model, not a curated record.